This is a messenger RNA of Hemicordylus capensis (graceful crag lizard), 4371 nucleotides long. Its product is annotated as macrophage mannose receptor 1-like. The transcript has 30 exons. Bases 26 to 4300 code for a protein of 1424 amino acids. NCBI's taxonomy places the organism in Eukaryota, Metazoa, Chordata, Lepidosauria, Squamata, Cordylidae. Gene Ontology annotation, molecular function: signaling receptor activity. The record is from RefSeq and is a predicted model, not a curated record.
UUGGUGGAGGGUUUUGUUGUAUCCAAUGGCUGCCUUUUUGUCCUUAAGUUUCUUACUUCUUAUUCAGCCAACUUUUCAGCAAUCAGAUAGCAACAAGUUUCUGAUAUACAAUGAAAACCUCAACCUUUGUAUACAUCAAAACGCUCGUUCCACCAUCCUGGAUUACUGUAAUGAGGCUACUGAGGGGCAACAUUUCAAGUGGGUUUCCGAUUACCAGAUACUGAACAUGGCAGUCAACUUAUGCCUGGCAGUGCCUUCAAGUUCCAGUGAGGCCCUGGUCACACUCUUACCCUGUAACAAGACCAGUGCACUUCAGAAAUGGGGGUGCAGAAAUGAUACCCUUGCACUUGAAGGAGAAGAGCUGUUUCUACAGCCUAACGGUGGACCUAAGAGUGGUGUGAAGUUGUCUAAAACAUCCAACUCCAAGAGUGCCUGGAAAAUCUAUGGAACAAAAGACAGCUUGUGCUCUAAGGGCUAUGAAGAACUGUUUACUUUGGAUGGCAAUGCCUUAGGAGCCCCCUGUGCAUUCCCCUUCAAGUAUGAGAACAAGUGGUAUGCUGAAUGUAUCCCCGAUUAUCAUGAAGGUGGGCGACUCUGGUGUGGAACAACUGCAGAUGUGGACGAAGAUAGUAUUACCGGAUAUUGUCCUUUAAAAGAUAGCCAUGACGAAUUCUUUUGGAUCACAAAUCACUGGACAGGAGACCAUUAUCAAAUCAAUAGCCAGUCAGCUCUAACAUGGUUCCAAGCAAGAAGAAGUUGUCAGCAACAGGAUGCAGAAUUAGUGAGCAUCACAGAACUAACGGAACAAAUGUAUCUGACAGGUUUAACAAGUAAUGCAAACAUAGAAUACUGGAUUGGACUGAACAGUUUGGAUCUCGACAGUGGGUGGCAGUGGCUUGGGAACCAUCCUUUCCGUUAUUUAAACUGGGCUCCAGGUAAUCCAGAAACGACAAAAAUCUGUGGAUCAAUGGAAGGCGGGAGUGGCAAAUGGGAGAGCACUGAGUGUGAUAAGAAACUAGGAUACAUUUGCAAAAAGGAAAACUCUUCAUCAGAUGCUUCUGAUAUCCCUUCAGAUUACCCUAAGCACAUUAAAUGUCCGGUUGGCUGGGUUGCAUACACAGGCCAAUGUUACCGUCUUCACAGAGACUCCAAGACAUGGAAGGGGGCACAGCUGUCCUGCCGAAAGGAAGGUGGAGACCUAACAAGCAUACACAGCAUAGAAGAACACAGCUUUGUCAUUUCUCAGCUUGGCUACAAACCAACAGAUCUGCUCUGGAUAGGUCUGAAUGAUCAGAAGAUUUCCAUGUAUUUUGAAUGGAGUGAUGGGACACAAGUGAGGUUCACCAAAUGGCAGAGAGGAGAACCCAUGUACCAAAUGAAUGCAGAAAAAGACUGUGUCAUCAUGAGUGGGGAGAAUGGAUAUUGGGCAGAAGAUUUCUGUAGAACAGAGCAUGGAUACAUCUGUAAAAGAGAACCUUUGGCAUCUGGUCCAGAAGAACCUGAAAUUGCUGAUCCAGCAUGCCCCAAAGACUGGAAAAGGCAUGAUUUCUAUUGUUACUUAAUUGGAGAAACAUUUCAGACAUUUUCAGAAGCAAAGCUAUUCUGUGAAGACCACAGAGGUUCUCUGACUUCUGUGGAGAACAGAUAUGAACAAGCCUACUUGACUAGUCUAGUUGGGCUGCAUCAUGAGAACUAUUUCUGGAUUGGCCUUUCAGAUGUAGAGCAACCAGGGACAUUCAACUGGACCAAUGGAGACAAAGUUCUGUUCACCCACUGGAAUUCCAAAAUGCCUGGACAAAAUCCUGGCUGUGUGGCCAUGAGAACUGGAACUGCAGCUGGAUUGUGGGAUAUUCUGAGCUGUGAGGAGAAAGCACACUUCUUCUGUAAACAAAAGGCAGAAGGCGUGACACCACCUCCAGUCCUGCCACCAACUACCCCACCUCCAUGCCCAAGAGACUGGUCUCCAUUGGGAAGUAAAUGCUUCAAAGCAUUUUAUGAUGGGAAAAAUUAUAAGCAAACUUGGCUUGAGGCUCGAGAUUUUUGUCGAACAAUUGGAGGAGACCUGCUUUCUAUCCAUAGUAAUGAAGAACAGCAGCUGAUCAAAAGAUUAAACUAUGACAUGUGGAUUGGUUUAAACUUCCUGGACCCCGAAAAAGGAGCUACUUGGAGUGAUGGAUCUCCUGUAGACUUUGAGGAGCCGAAAAGAUGGUAUUCACAUGACAGCACUCGUCCAUGCAGAUUAAUAGAUGGGUAUUUUGGUGUGUGGAAAACUUCAUUAUGUGACCAUCUACAUUCUUGGCUUUGCCAAAUUGAAAGAGGUAUAAGCUUAAAGCCAGAACCAAACAAUACUUUUGAUUAUUCAUACAAAACUAUCGAAGACGGCUGGAUUGAAUAUAAGGGCAAUGAGUACUAUUUCAGUAAUAUAAUUUUGCCUGCUGAACAAGCCCGGAGAUUUUGCAAGAAUCAUGGUGGUGAUCUGACAGUCAUUGAGAGUGAGACUGAACAAAUGUUUUUGUGGAAAUAUCACUUCUUUUAUGGAAAUCCCCAUGAUGCUUACAUUGGUUUAACCGUGGGUCUUGAUAGAAAAUUCGGUUGGUUGGAUGGAACUCCAGUGUCCUAUCAAGCAUGGGCCCCCAAUGAACCGAACUUUUCAAACGAUGAUGAACACUGUGUGGUUAUAACUAACUACUUAGCAGGUGUAUGGAAUGAUAUCAAUUGUGGCUCUAAGCUGAGUUUCAUCUGUGAAAGGCACAACAAAUCUGUUCGUUCAACUGUUGCUCCCACAUCACCCGCACCUCCAGGGAACUGUGAGCCAGGCUGGCUUUUGUUCAACAACAAGUGCUUCCAAAUAUUUGGUUUUCACGAAGAAGACAGAAAAAACUGGGAUGAGGCACGUACUGCUUGCAGUAAUCAAGAAGCAAACCUGGCAACUAUACCAAACAAAGCUGUUCAAGCUUUUCUUACCAUCAACUUUAAAAGUGUUUCAACCAAUGCCUGGAUUGGACUGAAUCAUAUAAAGAAAGCAAGUUAUCUAUGGACGGAUGGAAGUGGUUUUGACUAUUCAAGCUGGGCCCCAGGUUUUCCCAAUUACAAUGGUCAGUGUGUUGUAAUGAUGAAGAGGCCUGAAAGGCAGGCAGGAAAUUGGAAAGAUGAACCAUGUUCAUUAAAGGAAAGCUACAUCUGCCAAAAAAAUACUGAAACUAAGACAUUUCACUCUGAAACAACUGCUCCCGUCUCUGGCUAUACCCAUUAUGGAAACAGCAGCUAUUCUUUCAUUAACUCUAACAUGACAUGGGAAGAGGCAAGAAAAACAUGUCAAUCUGAACACUCAGACCUUGCCAGCAUUUUUGAUCCCUACAGCCAAUCAUUCCUGUGGCUACAGGUGCUGAAAUUUGGGGAGCCUGUGUGGAUUGGUCUAAAUAGCAACAAGACGGAUGAGACAUACAACUGGAUAAAUAGGAGGAGACUCGGGUAUACUAACUGGGGUGCUGAGGAGCCCAAACAGAAAAAAGCUUGUGUCUAUUUAGAUCGUGAUGGUCACUGGAAAACAGGAAAUUGCAACAAAAAACGCUUCUCUGUCUGUGAGAAGUAUCAUGGAAUAAUCCCAACUGAUCAUCCAGAGGUCCCAGGAAGAUGCCCUGAAAUUCCAAAACAGGACCAGAGAUCUUGGAUUCCUUUUCGGGCUCAUUGCUAUUUAGUCAGCAAUGAAAUAAUUAGCUGGCCUUUGGCAUCCAUGAAGUGUACUCAGUUAGGUGCCACCUUGACUUCAGUAGAAGACUUAACUGAAAUGAAUUUUUUUCUGGAACACAUUGUACAACCUGCUCGUUCCAGCUAUUGGAUUGGAUUAUUCAAAAAUGUGGAUGGAGAAUGGAAAUGGGAGGACAAGACUGCUGUAGAUUUUGUCAACUGGAAAAGUGAACCCACGGUUUCUGAUGAAAACUUUGAAUAUUAUAGCUUAUGGAGGAUGCCAACUGAUGACUGUGUUUUCAUGAACAGUGAUGGGGAGUGGUCUAAAGAUUCCUGUGAAUAUCGCCAUUUUGGAUAUAUUUGUAAAACAGACAAAAUUGUUGAAGAUCCAACUACAGAGCCUUCAAAACAGCCAGUUUCCAAAGAGAUUUCUGCAACAGCACGUGGCACAGUUGCGACGGUGGCUAUCUUGGUCGUCUUAAUCUGUAUUGGUGCUGGUAUUGCCGUGUAUAUUGUCUACAAAAGAAGAAGCAACAAACAACAAAUCACUUCUGCCUUCGACAGCCCUGUAUAUCAUGAUGAUGCAAUUAUUCUUCACAAUAGGAUAUCUUGAUAAUUCUGGCAACGAGGGACUUUAAUGAAUGUAUUAAUAAAUGGGUAGAAAUAAGAUUUGUUUCAAGUGUC